AUGGGUUGGCUGGCUCCAAGGUUUAAGCGCUUCACUCCGCAGGGUGCUGAAGCACCGCUGCAGGCACUCAUGGACUUGACUGAACGAGAUCUCUUGGUGGCCACCUUGGUAUCCACGCCCGUCGAGCAGCGAUCUCGACUCUAUGCAUGCGCGGCUGAGAACGAGCUCCCACUGCCGUUGGCUUUCUCCGGACUGAGGUGCCCAUGUCCGCUGGAGGAACAGGUGGAGGGCGACUUCAUGAUCUCUCAAGUUGAUCGUGGCGUGACGGUGCAUUGGGAAGCCUUCGAGGCGCUCUUAGCGCUGCCGGGUGAUCGUCCUGCGCUGCUCUCCUUGGGCGCCCAGGGCUGCUCCCAGGCUGGAAAGUCGACCUUGCUCAAGGAGCUACUGGGCCUAGAUGCUGCGGUUGUGGAGGCGCAGCCAUCCCGCCCACCUUGCAGGUCGCCGGCGCACAACCCCGGAGUUGACCUUUUGCGAAGUCGCGCACCUCUGGGCUGGACGGUGGAUGUCCAUGGCUGCUCUUUGGGGGAUCCGACUUGGAUGGCCUUGAUCGCCACCUUUGCCGCCAGCAGCGCGUUGAUUCUGCUGCACGUCUCCCCGGAGGAUUUCGCCGUCCCCGACGAGGACAAGCCGCAGCCCAAGAUGAAGCCGGACGUCCGCAUCCCUGCGAGCCGCCGUGUGAGCACCAGCGGGGCUUCCGUCUCCUCGACCUCUUCCAACUCGGGCAAGAUCACCGCGAAAGCCGAGCUGAUGGCACUGCUGAAGCUGAUCACCGAUGCCAAGUUUUCGGAGACGGGACCUCGUCGGCGGAUCUUGGUGCUGCUGCGGGACGUCACCAGCACGGCCACGCAGACGGCGAUCCAAUCCUACUUGGAGGCGAUGGGCAGCUUCUCCGUUCUGCCCUUGGAGCCCUUGCAACACUUAGCCGCUCCGGCGCGGCAGCGCAGUUUGCCGGGAGACGCGCUGGAUGCGCAAUGCCAAGUGGCGAGCCGCUCUAUCGACCAAUUGAUCUGGCAGGCGCCCCAUGAAGUCGCGAAGGCGGUGACGCUCUUUGGGCCAGGUGUCGUGGUCCUGCCGAUGAUGGGGAGGGUCUCCGGACUGGAGCCCCAAGCGGCGCUCGAGUACUCGGCGCACCCGUCGCGCGCCUCCGGUGGCUUGAUGGACCGGCUGGACUUGGAGCUCAAGUUUGGACCGUUGGAUCCCAGUCGUUUGAUCAAGGAGCUGAGCAGCAGUAAGGAGGCUUUGGAGAAGCGCUUGGAAGGCUUAGCGAACCAAGAGCUCCAAGAGGAAGUCUUGGCUCUUCAAGACUGGCGAGAGAAGGCCAUGGGCCGUCUCAAAACCCUCGAGAAGCGUGCAGCCUGGGCCUUUCUGGGUGUCGCCGGCGAAGGCGUCGCCAGCCAGGCGGAGAUCAAGAAGGCCUUCAAGCGGAGGGCUCUGGAGCUGCAUCCCGACAAAGGCGGCGAUGCGGAUCGUUUCCGACUGCUCCAGGAGAUGAGGGACUUGUUGGUCGAGCCCAAAAGCCACGCCUUGGAAGGCGGCAAGGAGGCCAGAAAGGAUAAAGAAGGAAAGAAGGAUGAGAAGAAGGACAAUGAGGACGAGGAGGCAGAUGAGGAGGAAGAGGAGUUCUCAGAUGACAGCUGGGAUGCGGAUGAAGAGUUCCGGAAGAUGUUUCCGAAGCGGAAGAAGAAGAAGAAACAGCCCGAAGAGGCGGAGGCCGAAGUGUUGAAGGAACAGGACUUCCACCGAGGGAAGUUUGAGGCGCAAAGGCGCAAGCUCCAGCGUCAGUUGCGGGAGAUGUGGAUGCGGGCCUGCCGACUCUCCGAGGAAAUCCAAAGGAGCCAAACGCAGAGCGGCGCGGGCGACGCCCUGCGGCAGCUGCGGAAGUUCGUCGACCGCUUCGCCGUGACGGAGGUGCAAAAGCUGCGCACGGACGACCCCAAGAAGGCGCAACGAAUCUUCCGGCGCUUCUUGGAGCAGGGCGCGGAGGUCCUCUGCGCCGCCGGCGCCUUGGACCCCGCGGCCGCCGUGUCCGUGGUCGCCAUGCAGGUGAACUGCCCACUAUUGCAGGCUACCGAAGAGGAUGGUGUGCUACAGAGGAAGUGCCAAGCACUACUGGAGGCGAUCCAGGAACUUCCAUCCAUUGGAGAGCAGGUGGGGUCGAUUCCCACCGACGAGGGCCUGGCCUUCGAGCUCCUCCUCCCCGACGACGACGCGGUCGGACGCGACGCGGGGCAGCGCACCGCGCGGCGGGUGCUGCUGCAGCUGCCGACGGACGCCACACUGGGGUGCCUCAGAGCGGCGGCCCAGCACUGCGGAGGUUUCGACCGCGUGCCACGGCUCUUCGCGAAGGGUCGCUUCGUGGCGGGCGCGGACAGCGUGCCGCUGAGCGCUUUGCAGUUGGGCUCCUUGCAGUGCCUCCCGAGCAACCUCACUCGACGGUCGCAGGCGCCCAAACCGAAGCCAACAGCACCAGCACCCACGGUGCCAGCAAGUGCAGCCACCCCGGUGGCGCCGGUGGCACCGGUGGCGGUGUCAGUGGAGACGCUGAAGCGCGUGGAGCCGAUGGUGGCGAGGGAUGAGCAAGCAGAGCCGGCGGAGCAGCCAAUCGCAGGCAAGCCUGUUGAGCCUGAGAAUGACGAAAACAAGGAGAACGACGACGCCUGGUUCGACGACUUCUUCGCGGAGAAGAAAGAGAAGCGCGAAGCCCAUCAAAAGGCGCAGGAACAGGGCAAGAACGCCAUGCAAGCGCGAUUGAAGGCGCAGAAGCAGGCGCUCGAGGCCAAGAAGCGCCAAGACGCCGAGCGCCACGGCUCUCGGCCCAAAGCCGUGACGCCGAGUCCCAAAGCCGUGACGCCGAGUGCCAGACCGGAGGCGAAAAAGCCAGAGCCAGAGACACGAGGUCAAUCCGAGCCCGACGAACGGAAGGAGAGCAGAGCCCUGGUGGUGUCGAAGGACGAGCCCUGCUUGAAGCUGCAAAAGUCCCGAGACUCCUGGGAAGACUCUUGGAGCCAUCCCUGUGCUGGAGCGAAGCGCAGCGAUGGGAGCGCCAUCUUCUGCGGGCCUUGCGAUGGGUGGAUCACCUUAGGAAGUCGCUUCGAGCAUGAGGAUUUCGAGAUGCACUGUGAGAAGGUGGGUCACUUCGGUUGGAUCGACUGA
Messenger RNA from Durusdinium trenchii, 3153 nucleotides. The record is from the annotation of a GenBank genome assembly. Lineage: Eukaryota; Dinophyceae; Suessiales; Symbiodiniaceae.